Molecule: messenger RNA, 3508 nt
Organism: Stegastes partitus (bicolor damselfish)
Lineage: Eukaryota; Metazoa; Chordata; Actinopteri; Pomacentridae
Product: protein NLRC3-like
Exons: 16
Molecular function (GO): protein binding
Source: RefSeq, a predicted model, not a curated record
UGAUUUGUUUGAUUCAGAGGCUGUUUCCCAUCCCUCCUCUUCACACCCUACCAAGUCCUGCCAUGCCACCGGUGUAGUGUUCAGGCUUUAGGGUGGAGACCGGGGCUGGACCUGAAAGUCAGCUGACACUCCAUUUUCAGUCUACAGAGCAGAGAGAGGGGAGCUGGAGGCUGAGGCAGGCGUGAUGAAGAGAAGUGGAGGUUCUGAGGAGGAGCAGCCGUCCUGCUGUGCUUUGUGUCAGGACGUCCUGAAGGAUCCGGUCUCUAGCAGCUGUGGACACUGGUUCUGCAGAUGCUGCAUCACCUCAUACUGGGACCAGUCUGCUCCAUCAGGACACUCCUCCUGUCCUCAGUGUGGAGAAAGAUCCAGAACUGGUCAGAGCAGCUGUGCACAAAAUGUUGGUCUGCAGGAGGUUUUACAGGAACACAAGAUGAGUCUGAGGAGGAGAUGUGAACAUGUGACUGAAGGAAGUGAUGCAACAGGAGGUGGAACCCUCCUCAACAGGAUCUACACUGAGCUCUACAUCACAGAGGGAGCCAGUGAAGAGGCUGAUACCCAACAUGAGGUGAUGCAGCUGGAGACAGCUUCCAAGAAGACCCUCCAUGAAACUCCCAUCGAGUGCCAGGACAUCUUUAAAACCUUCCCUGAGCAGCAGAGAGCCAUCAGAGUGGUCCUGACCAACGGCGUCGCUGGCGUGGGAAAAACUUUCUUAGUGCGGAAGUUCAGUCUGGACUGGGCAGAGGGCCGAGAAAACCAGGACGUCAGUGUGGUGGUUGUGCUUCCGUUCAGGGAGCUGAACUUGAUCAGAGAUGAGCAGCACAGUCUUCUGACGCUGCUCCAUGUGUUCCAUCCAGCAUUACAGAAGGUGACAGCAGAGGAGCUGGCUGUCUGUAAGCUUCUGUUCAUCUUUUCAGGAGUUUGUACACAGAUCUUCAGAAGAGAGUGUGUGAUGUUCCAGAAACCAGUCUACUGCUUUGUCCAUCUGAGCAUUCAGGAGUUUCUGGCUGCAGUCUACAUGUUCCACUGUCACACCAACAACAACACUGAGGUGCUGAAGAAGUUCCUGGGAAGAAAAUACAGCAACCCGUCCCUGGAUGUCUUCCUGAAGAGAGUCUUGGAGAAAUCCCUUGAGAGUAAAAAUGGUCACCUGGACCUGUUUGUUCGCUUCCUUCAUGGCCUCUGUGUGGAGUCCAACCAGAGACUCUUAGGAGGCCUUCUGGGUCGGACAGAGAACUGUCCAGAAAUGAUCCAGAAAAUCAUCAACAACCUGAAGAAGAAGAAGACUAGCAUGUCUCCAGACAGAAGCAUAAACAUGUUCCACUGUCUGAUGGAGAUGAAGGAUCUGUCAGUACAUCAGGAGAUCCAAGAGUUCCUGAAGUCCGACAGCAGAUCAAAAGAUAAACUCUCUGACAUCCACUGCUCAGCUCUGGGCUACAUGCUGCAGAUGUCAGAGGAGGUUCUGGAUGAGUUGGACUUGGAGAAGUACAACACAACAAAGCAGGGACGACUGAGACUGAUUCCAGCUGUGAGGAACUGCAGAAAGGCUCGACUUACGGACAGUCACCUCUCAGAGGCUCACUUGGAAAUCGUGGCCUCAGUUCUGAAGUCCAACCCUUCCCAUCUGACCGUGCUUGACCUGAGUAGAAGCGAACUGCCGUACGAUGGAAUGAAGGUGCUGUGUUCUGCACUGGAGAGUCCAAACUGUAGACUGGAGAGUCUGAGAUUGUGGCUCUGCAAGUUGUCAACGACCAACUGUGAUUCUGUGGUCUCAACUCUGGAGUCCAACCCCUCCCUCCUGAAACAUCUGGACCUGAGCUACAACCAGCUGCCGGAAUCAGCAGUGAAGCAUCUGUGUGGUUUUCUGGAGAAUCCACACUGUAAACUGGAGACUCUGGGACUGAUUUGCUGCACUCUGUCAGAGAUCAGCUUUACUUCUGUGAUCUCAGCUCUGAAGUCCAACCCCUCCCACCUGAAAUAUCUGGACCUGAGUAGAAACUUCAUGCCGAGGGAUUCAGGAGUGAAGCAUCUGUGUGGUUUUCUGGAGGAUCCACGCUGCAAACUGGAGACUCUGAAACUGACUCAGUGCGUUUUGUCAGAGAUCAGCUGUGAUUCUCUGGUCUCAGCUCUGAAGUCCAACCCCUCCCGUCUGAAACAUCUGGACCUGAGUAACAACUACCUGAAGGACUCUGAGGUGCAGCAGUUGUCUGAUCUUGUGGAGAGUCCAGACUGCAGCCUGGAGACUCUGAGAGUAAACAUGCUGACACCUCCAGAAGUCCUACUGCAGACUUUGCAGGAUUUGGGAGCAGAAGAGUUCAAAGAAUUCAAGUGGUACUUGUGGCAGAAGGGGGCGCUAGAGGACUUCCCAUCAAUCCCAAAGUGUGAACUGGAGAACACAGACAGGAUGGACACAGUGGAUGAAAUGUUGAAGACCUACUGCAUCAACACCAUUAAAGUCACUGUAAUGGUUUUGAAGAAGAUGUCCAAGAAUGAUCUGGUGCAGAACAUCCCAGAAACCAUGAAAGAACCUGCAGAGAUUCUCACUGGGUGUCAAGACAAACUGAAGUCUAAGCUGAAGGAGAAGUUCCAGUUUGUGUUUGAGGGGAUCGCUAAAGCAGGAAAGAAAAGCCUUCUGAAUGAGAUCUACACAGAGCUCCUGAGAGACUGUAACCUCUCAAAGAGAAGCUGUGAAGCUCUGUCCUCAGUUCUCAGCUCCCCGUCCUCCAGUCUGAGAGAUUUGGAUCUGAGUUAUAACAAGCUGCAGGAUUCAGGAGUGAAGAGUCUUUGUGCUGGACUGGAGAGUCCAAACUGUAAACUGGAGAGUCUCAGGUAUGGGCAGACAGAGACUCUGAGAUUAAGGAACUGCAGCUUGUCAGAGAUCAGCUGUGAUUCUCUGGUCUCAGCUCUGAAGUCCAACCCCUCCCAUCUGACAGAACUGGACCUGAGCUCCAACCAGCUGCAGGACUCAGGAGUGAAGCAUCUGUGUGGUCUCGUGGAGAAUCCACACUGCAGACUAGAGACUCUGAGAUUGUAUCACUGCAGUUUGUCAGAGAUCAGCUGUGAUUCUCUGAACUCAGCUCUGAAGUCCAACUCCCAUCUGAAACAUCUGGACCUGAGUGACAACCAGCUGCAGGAUUCAGGAGUGAAGCAUCUGUCUGCUGGACUGAAGAGACCAAACUGUACACUGGAGACUCUGAGAUUAAUGAACUGCAGCUUGUCAGAGAUCAGCUGUGAUUCUCUGAACUCAGCUCUGAAGUCCAACCCCUCCCAUCUGAAACAUCUGGAGCUGAGCUCCAACCAGCUGCAGGAUUCAGGAGUGAAGCAUCUGUGUGGUUUUCUGGAGAAUCCACACUGUAAACUGGAGACUCUGAGAAUGUGUCACUGCAGGUUGUCAGAGAUCAGCUGUGAUUCUCUGGUCUCAGCUCUGAAGUCUAACCCCUCCCAUCUGAAACAUCUGGACCUGAGUGACAACCAGCUGCAGGAUUCAGGAGUGAAGCAUCUGUGUGGUUUU